Molecule: messenger RNA, 2356 nt
Organism: Exophiala oligosperma
Lineage: Eukaryota; Fungi; Ascomycota; Eurotiomycetes; Chaetothyriales; Herpotrichiellaceae
Exons: 1
Coding region: 555-1760 (401 amino acids)
Source: RefSeq, a predicted model, not a curated record
CAAAGGUUCAAAGUAUCUGUACCUUUUGUCCCCUGUCGCACAGAAAUCCCAGAUCCGUGCGACCCAAUGUUUUUCUUGCCCUUAUAGCGGAUAAAGAAGCGGUCGACGCGACUGACUGACGCUAGGCGCAGAGAGCAUCCGACACACUUCGUCAAGCUGCAGCUGCGCUCUCCUCAAAGCGUUGCAAAAACAAACCGCACACAACUGCCAUCGAUCAUGUUUGUUGUUGCUGGUCCUCACUCACCCUUACUGCUGGACUCACGAUCCAUACGAGUACCGCGACAAAAUACGUUAGACAACGACGAUAGUAUCUACAGGUAGUUCAGCCCUGCCUACUCCCAUAUACCUUGCGCCUCGCUCUCCGCAAGUCUACAGUGUAUACCUCACCUCCGGACUUUCACAGUCGACGGAAUCGGCGCAGUCUCUACCCAGUCUAUCCAGGCUCUCUACGUCUAUAUACCUCUGCUCUCCUCUCCUCUCGAUUCUCUGAUCCGUGUCAACGUGCCGGGAGCUGAGCUCGCAAAACAAGCAAAAAGGCACAGAAGCACACGGAAAUGCCAGUCUACCUAGUCCACGGCUUCCGCUGGCCGCGUGAAGGCUUCUCAGGCAUCCGAGUCCACGCCAUCGUGAACAACCUCGACAACACGAGCGUGGAGUACAUCCAAAACGAGAACUCGCGUGCCGACAUCCUGGACUCGUUCCACAGGUUGUACCCGGACAUCAUGAAGGAGCUGGUGGGCGGGGGACCCGGCGGUCGCAACCUCGAGUUCAUAGAACAAUACAACCCGGACGACGUGGACGGACCGAACUCGGUGAGCCAGCCCUACGCUUACGUCGGCGACAAGGUGGUCACGAUCGCCGGUCGGACACCUGGGAGCAGCAACGGCGGCGGCAGCAACGCGGCACCUCUGGUCUCCACGACCUCGAACCUGACGCCGACGACGCACCCGUCGGUCGCGACAACGCAAGGACAGAAUACGGACACGUCUACCGCAAGAGGAGAAAAAGAGUCAGGAAGCGGUAACAAUAACAGUCAGUCUGCCACCACGUCGUCGUCUCCGCACAGAUCCCGCGCCAACACACAACACUCUGGCGGCAAGAAGCCGGGCCCCGAAGAGACGGACCUGAGUCUGAACGUGGAGGACGUCAUCGCCGCCGGUCCCGGCCUGACGAACAAGGCGUGGGAAGCGCUCGCGGACCUACGUGACAAGAUUGCGCCCAACGAGAAGAUCGGUUGGUGGGUGGUGUACAAUGGCGACCCGGAGCGUGCGUUCGAUGAAGAUGACGAAGAUGAAGACUACGACGACGAUGGAGACGAAGAGCACGACUACGACGAUGACGACGACCAAGGCCAGGAGCUCGCAGACGACGAGAGAGGCGCCGACCCGAAGACGGCACCGUCGCCGCGCCGCAAACAAGGACAGGGACAGCCUCAUUCGCGCGGCUCCUCUCAACAGCUGAGACCGCUCACAGGUUCGACGGGCAGUCCCGCGCGGCCGAGGACAGCCCCUUCGGCUGGGGCGUCCGAUGCCUAUCCACCGCCCCUGCCUCUUCCUCUGUCCGCCACCUCGCCGCGGGUUUCACACCAGCAGCAACCCUCGGGGCUCACGGCGCUUCCUGUCCGGCCGACGAAUGUGGCAGAACAGACAUCUAAACCCGACACCAAGGGCAAACAGAAAGAAGGAGGCCAGGAAACGAAAUCAAAAGAGAUGAGCAAAGGCCAGAGUUUUAGAAAGAAGCUCUUUGGCAGAAGAGGUUGAGAAAGACCACGUUUUGCCAGAGCGCUGACCAAUUGUAUUGCUACCUACUAUACCUAACCUACGCAAACGACAUUACGAAGUAUCUGAGGGACGCCCUUACCCUCAUUAUCAACGACCUACCUUGGAGUUUAGUGAGGCUAAAAAGCAGCACAUGCAUAGAAUGGCGGUCGACCCAUGCGACAGAUCGCUGCAGUUUCUGCAAGGCACUACGAGGAAGUGCUCGCCCGCAGAUGAUAGCUGCGACAUUGAAUCCAGCCAGGUGUAGAAAAGGGAGGGAAGUGGGCACACCAUGUCUACAGGUUAGAACGCGAUGUGAGCUAGAUCGUCGACGUCAAGACGUGCAGCGAAUCCUCAGAAAGAAGACCUGAAUUAAGAGAGAAGGAAUCGUUGCUUUAGGAAAGAGCUGGGUGUGUCAUGGAAGGUGGGUAUAUGAGGAGGAGCCAUGGUCCGUUCCAAGAGAACGAGAAGUCUCGGUGGCCAGCAAUGCGUGGAAAGAUCCCGAUCCAAGCUCAAGUCACAUUCAAGGCAUCCAGAUUUGUCAACAUUUGUGCAUUUUCCAUUCCAGUUCAUCAGUUUGUGUACGUUCGAGGAGCAUU